CGACCUUCAAAUCAACUCCCUCGUCCUUCUUUCGUCCAUUGGCCUCCCGCAGCAUGUCCUUUCGGCCAAUGUUUCAGCAGCGGGCUGUGGCCCCCAUCGCUGCCACACUUCUGGCUGGAGGUGUAGCCUUCUAUCCCCGGCGAACCGCUUUCGCAGAGGAGCCUAAGGACACUAGAAAACCAAUCUAUGAUGACUUCCCGGAACCCAUGAAGACCCUUCCUGCUGCUCCUCCCAAGUCUUCUCCAACCUCCUCCUCGUCUCCCACUCCCACAGAUAUCUUGACGGCCCAGGUCCGACAAGCCCGUCUUUUCCUCUACGAAAACUCCCUUGCCGCUGAGAACAGCUUCAACAACUUCCUGUCCCGGGCCCUCCACAUCGAGAAUGCCUUCACCAACACCAUCGCCUCGUUGGCCCCAUCACCUGAGUCGGGCGAGCAUCUCCUCCCCGGCGGAGCCUAUGUCAUCGUCUCCGCCAUGGCCGGCUCCAUUGUAAGCCGCAACCGUGGGAUCUUCCUUCGCUCUCUCUCGCCGCUCGCGUUCGGUACCGUGGCCGCCUGGACCCUCCUGCCUGUCACGAUGCGCAACAUCUCCGACCUGGUAUGGGAGUACGAGAAGAAGGUUCCCGCCAUUGCCGAGCAGCAUCUCUACCUCCGUGAAAGGGCUGAGCACAUCUGGUCUACUGGCGUGGCACACAGCGGCAUGGCCCGGGCCAGGAUGGAAGACAAGAUCGGCGAGAUCCGGAAGAAGCUGGAGGAGUUGGUCAGCAAGGGCCACUAGUAUUUCUGCAUUUAUCUCUCUCCCUCCCCUCCCCCUGUUCAAUUGUUUUCCUUGUAGCGGAUGCGAUCUGGAGCCCGUGCUGCGACUCUCGGCUUGGCUGGCCUUAAAUUCCAUUGCAUAUGUGUACUUUAACAGUUAGAUUUAAGGUCCCCCUGUUUGGCACUCCU
This is a messenger RNA of Aspergillus alliaceus, 943 nucleotides long. Its product is annotated as MICOS complex subunit MIC26/MIC27. NCBI's taxonomy places the organism in Eukaryota, Fungi, Ascomycota, Eurotiomycetes, Eurotiales, Aspergillaceae. Gene Ontology annotation, biological process: cristae formation. The transcript has 3 exons. Gene Ontology annotation, cellular component: MICOS complex; mitochondrial crista junction. The record is from RefSeq and is a predicted model, not a curated record. Bases 54 to 776 code for a protein of 240 amino acids.